This is a messenger RNA of Bipolaris sorokiniana ND90Pr, 2336 nucleotides long. RefSeq lists its product as uncharacterized. The transcript has a single exon. Bases 14 to 2320 code for a protein of 768 amino acids. Lineage: Eukaryota; Fungi; Ascomycota; Dothideomycetes; Pleosporales; Pleosporaceae. The record is from RefSeq and is a predicted model, not a curated record.
ACAAAUCGACGACAUGUCCAUCUCGCCUCACUCAUGCUGCGGGCGCUGCAGGGCACAAAGUGUUUCUCCGCCUACCUAUUCACCUCUUGAACCCGACCAAAUCCGGGUAUUGCGGAUCUUACCCACGAUUAUACCCGGUGGGAGCGGCCACUACCACCAAGAUGGCGAGGAAAGCGAUUGCGAAGAGGAGGACUGCAGAGCCGUCACUGAAAGCAUGUUCGAAAGGGUCUUCGUGCAGGACUUUGAAUGGGGCAAAAAUCUGUGCGAGGAAUGUUGUGGGGAUGCGUGUAUCUGUAUUGAGUGUGACAUGAUACAGUGCGAGCUUGUUACCGUUUCGUUGGAAGAGUACUCAGGCGCUUUCGAUGCAUUGUCCUAUGUGUGGGGCUACGCGGAUGUCAAAGAGCGGAUCAGGAUGGACGGCAAGAUAAUCGAGGUGACGUUGAAUCUAGAGGCAGCCUUGCGGAGAGUCAGAAAUACGGAGAAGGCGGAGCUGCUAUGGGUGGAUGCUCUUUGCAUCAACCAGUGGGAUGUCGAAGAGAAAAAUAUCCAGGUUAUGCGCAUGAAGGAUAUAUACACAAGGUGUAGAAGGGUGCUCGUCUGGCUGGGCGAUGCAAUAAUGGACAGAACCGGAGAUGGCAAGAAUGAAGUCGCCGUUGCAGUCAAGGCUAUGUCUUUCCUGAAAAAAGCACACAAAAUCGCGCGUGGUAAAGAUAUGGUCGGCAAACCGAAUUAUUACAAGAUGUUCAUGAGUAAGAUUGCGGAAACAGUGCCUUUCGAAGAUCCAAGCACGGUUGGUCUUCCCGAGGUUGGUGCUCCAGAAUGGGAGUGCUUAAGCAAAUUCUUGAGCAGGCCAUGGUUUAGUCGCGUUUGGAUUAUCCAGGAAGCAUCAGGUGUAGAUUAUACGCUAUUAAUGGUCGGAAAGGAUGCGAGACUCGGCUGGGGCCAACUAUCACAAGCGACAAAUUGGCUUAUAGCUCAUGCUUACCCAGACAACAUAGAUGGCCUCGAGGCAUUGAGCAAUAUCUCCAUGAUUGAUACAUGUCGCAGGUAUAAAGCUGUACCAUUAAUGCGCAGAUUAGAUCAGAUAUCUAGAUUCAACUCUACUGUCCCACACGACAAAAUCUAUGCGGUAUUGGGCCUUUCCAUUGAAUCCCAAACGCCCGAGAGAUACCCGCGGUUACGAGUUGAUUACGCCCGAGACUGGCAGUCUGUGUUCCGCGAUGUUGUAAGACACUGCAUCGAGAUGCCUGGCUCCUAUGGACCCAAAUCGACACUGCAUAUCUUGAGUUCAGUACGUCAGGAGCGUGACGACGAUGGAAAAUUUACCUGGGACAAGGAACAAUCCUCCUGGGUGCCGAAAUGGGAUAAAAUUCACAGCAACUGUGCUAUCGUACAGCGCAUGUCUCACUUUACUUUUCAAACGACAUAUGAUACCGAACCGCAUAUCGUCAAAUCGCAAGACGACCGUAUACUUUCCUUGAAAGGUGUCUUCGUUGAUAGAAUAGCGAAGGUAUACACUCAUCUAAUAGACAUACGUGAAGAUCACGAUCCGACGUUCUCCUUGAACGUUUUCCGCGCUGUUAUAAAAACGUGGAAGGCCGUUCUUCAAGAUCCUCCAUGGAAGUUUCUUGGCGGCAAUCGGUAUUCGCUUAUGGGGGAGGCAUUUGCAAAGGUGAUAACGGAGGGUUCUGCUUGCGGGCCGCCUGGAACAGGGUCGUCUGGGCAGUAUUUCACUGCGUACUGGGAGGUGGGCCUUCAAUACGCAAAAGAGAAUGAGCCAGGCACACUUCCGAGGUUCAGCACUUUCUUUGCUCCUCCAAAUACAGUGGUUGAGGAGUGGCCUUGUGUGGAGGGUGUUUCGGGCGAAGAAGCGUUGGAAAACCUGUAUUCAAUGGCGUUGAGGUUCAACAUCGCUGUGGAGAUUGACAGGGCCAUCUUCAUCACUGAAACAGGGUACAUUGGCAGUGGACCGCCGAUUAUACGAGUUGGAGACGAGGUAUGCGUACUGUAUGGUGGGAAAACACCUUUCGUUGUGCAGAAGGUGAAGGAAGGACCCGACCGUCUUGCGUGGCUAGACGAGGAUCCGGGCCCUUCCACUAGCUCAGUCGAAAAAUUCAAAGGAAUUUUGAAGAGUUGGAAUCCGCUUCAGAAGAAGACGCCAAAACAGUGCACACCAGUACCUACAGAAAGGCAUGCUCUUCCCCGGACCGAUUGCUAUCGUCUCGUUGGUGAGUGCUAUGUCGAGGGACUCCAGAAGGGAGAAGCGCUAGACCUACGCGACAAGGGCGAUCUCCAGGAGUGUAUUCUGCAUCUUGUUUAAUAACCAGAGUGUUAUU